Messenger RNA from Coregonus sp. 'balchen', 24158 nucleotides. Lineage: Eukaryota; Metazoa; Chordata; Actinopteri; Salmoniformes; Salmonidae. The record is from the annotation of a GenBank genome assembly.
GAUGAUAGGCGUAUGCCUAAUUUACAGUUCUUUCGUGGACAGAGGGCCUCCUCCCCUGAUGGUAAUCUAUACUGUUUAUUGAAUGCUGUGUAGAUUUGACAAGACUCCAAGACAUGGGCAUUUGUAACUGUAACCUUUUCUCUGAUAAGGUGUCUACAUUGAGGACUUUCACAAUAACUGGUAUGGGAAGUAUUCAAAACUGGAAGCUGUUCAUUCAUACAUCCAAUGGUCAGUUUCCUUAACAUUUAUAUGGGCUUUUAAUAACUUUUAAAUAAUUUGUUAUAAAUCAAUUCUUUAAAAUAUAUAUUUUUUAAACGAACAUUUUAUUUAGGGUGUUCCAUCUUCAAGAACGAGGAAUGAAUUAUCAAGCCAAGGAACUCACCAAGAAGGAAAUUGAGGUACUUUGUUGCAUAGGCAAAAAAUAUAGUAGCUUAUUUGAGGAAAGAAAGUGUUCUCUACAUACUGCAUUUACAUAAGUCAUAUCUAUUGACUGGGGGGCAUAGAAAUGAAUGAAAAUAUAUUUUGUCCAUUAUUGUCCUGACUGACAAUCUGCUUCCUUCUCAGGCUUUUCUUGAAGAUGAAACUGUGAAGAAGAAGCUGGUCAAGUCGUACAAGCUCAUGCUGGACUUCUACGGCAUACAGAUGUCAAAUGACACAACAGGGGAAGUGCGAUGUACUAAUAAUUGGCGUGACAGAUUUGACAACAUGGACAGGUUAGCAAGUUCUUAAUUUGGUCAUUUAACUGUUAUUAUUUUAUAGUCCUUGCAAUAUUAUGAUUUCAGUUUUAAAAUGAACCUCUGUGAAUAACAGUGCUGAGGUUAAUAGUACCCUUGUAUUUUUGUUGGUCUUGUGUUUUUUUUAUGGUAGACAUACACACAACAACCUGCGCAUCACCCGCAUCCUGAAGUGCCUGGGCACUCUGGGGUUCCCCCACUACCAGGCCCCACUGGUCCGCUUCUUCCUGGAGGAAACUCUUGUUAAAGGCAAGCUGUACAAAGUGAAGGAGAGCGUGCUCAACUACUUCAUCUUCGCUUUCCGUGAUCAGCAACAACGCAGGGAAUUAGUUAAGUAUGCCUACGAGAACUAUGAGGCCAAACAUGAGUUUGUGUGAUGCCCUAAGAAAAUCCAGAAUAUUUUCUCAAACAGAGAAGCAGUCUCAGAUAAUAUGCAACUAAUGGCAGGCCAGUCCCAGAAUGGUGACUACUCAGAUAACAGUGAUGAUACAGUUGAAGUCGGAAGUUUACAUACACCUUAGCCAAAUACAUUUAAACUCAGUUUUUCACAAUUCCUGACAUUUAAUCCUAGUAAAAAUUCUAAAUCAGUUAGGAUCACCACUUUAUUUUAAGAAUGUGAAAUGUCAGAAUAAUAGUAGAGAGAAUGAUUUAUUUCAGCUUUUAUUUCUUUCAUCACAUUCCCAGUGGGUCAGAAGUUUACAUACACUCAAUUAGUAUUUGGUAGCAUUGACUUUAAAUUGUUUAACUUGGGUCAAACGUUUCGGGUAGCCUUCCACAAGCUUCCCACAACAAGUUGGGUGAAUUUUGGCCCAUUCCUCCUGACAGAGCUGGUGUAACUGAGUCAGGUUUGUAGGCCUCCUUGCUCGCACAUGCUUUUUCCUUUCUGCCCACAAAUGUUCUAUAGGAUUGAGGUCAGGGCUUUGUGAUGGCCACUCCAAUAGCUUGACUUUUUUGUCCUUAAGCCAUUUUGCCACAACUUUGGAAGUAUGCUUGAGGUUAUUGUCCAUCUGGAAGACCCAUUUGUGACCAAGCUUUAACUUCCUGACUGAUGUCUUGAGAUGUUGCUUCAAUAUAUUCCACAUAAUUUUCCUUCCUCAUGAUGCCAUCUAUUUUGUGAAGUGCACCAGUCCCUCCUGCAGCAAAGCACCCCCACAGCAUGAUGCUACCACCCCCGUGCUUCACAGUUGGGAUGGUGUUCUUCGGCUUGCAAGCAACCCCCUUUUUCCUCCAAACAUAAUGAUGGUCAUUAUGGCCAAACAGUUCUAUCAGACCAGAGGACAUUUCUCCAAAAAGUACCAUCUUUGUCCCCAUGUGCAGUUGCAAACUGUAGUCUGGCUUUUUUAUGGUGGUUUUGGAGCAGUGGCUUCUUCCUUGCUGAGCAGCCUUUCAGGUUAUGUCAAUAUAGGACUCGUUUUACUGUGGAUAUAGAUACUUUUGUACCUGUUUCCUCCAGCAUCUUCACAAGGUCCUUUGCUGUUGUUCUGGGAUUGAUUUGCACUUUUCGCAACAAAGUACGUUCAUCUCUAGGAGACAGAAUGCGUCUCCUUCCUGAGCGGUAUGACGGCUGCAUGGUCCCAUGGUGUUUAUACUUGUGUACUAUUGUUUGUACAGAUGAACGUGGUACCUUCAGCCGUUUGGAAAUUGCUCCCAAGGAUGAACCAGACUUGUGGAGGUCUACAAUUAUUUUUCUGAGGUCUUGGCUGAUUUCUUUUGAUUUCCCCAUGAUGUCAAGCAAAGAGGCACUGAGUUUGCAGGUAGGCCUUGAAAUACAUCCACAGGUACACCUCCAAUUGACUCAAAUUACGUCAAUAAGCCUAUCAGAAACUUCUAAAGCCACAACAUCAUUUUCUGGAAUUUUCCAAGCUGUUUAAAGGCAUUCAACUUAGUGUAUGUAAACUUCUGACCCACUGGAAUUGUGAUACAGUGAUUUAUAAGUGAAAUAAUCUGUCUGUAAACAAUUGUUUGAAAAAUUACUUGUGUCAUGCACAAAGUAGAUGUCCUAACCAACUUGCCAAAACUAUCGUUUGUUAACCAGAAAUGUGUGGAGUGGUUUAAAAACUAGUUUUAAUGACUCCAAACUAAGUGUAUGUAAACUUCCGACUUCAACUGUAUAUCUGUUCCUCGCAAUGAUAUUGUGAACACAGCUGAUUCCAUUAGGCCCUGUGUCGGAGCCAUGGAACCCCAGAUAAAGGUAAAUCAGAAAUUACUUGUGACAAUUUGGCCACUGAACAUCUUUCAAUUAGCCAACAUCAUAAUGCUCCAAAGCAGUAUGGAGCUACUGGUUCUACAAGGCACUCUAAUACUGCCCAUGGAAAUGAAAAUAAUCCCCCCACCAAAGAUGUGCAAAAUAUUCAGGGAGAUGACACAACAGGGAGUAGACCUCAUAGAGAUUCAGAGGGCAAGAAGAGUAAGACUUCAGUGAAUGAGCCACCUACCGAAGAGGUUUCAGAGAGUCUGUUAAAUACCAAAGAUUCAGCAAAUGAGCCACCCCCUAAAGAGGAAUCCUCGAGCCAGGUUAUGACCAAUGAGGUUCCAGCCACAGGGACACAUCCUAAAGAGGAAUUCCUGAGCCAGGUUAUGACCAAUGAGGGUCCAGCCACAGGGCCACCACCUAAAGAGGAAUCCGAAAGCUGGACUAAGGCCAAAACCCGUCCAAAGUCAAUUCCGAUUUCAGGAAACUGCCCAUCCAAAAAGUGUAAAAAAUUAAACAGUAAAACACCAAAUAAGACUCCCGCUCCUACCCAAGAGAAGAGAGGUUAUGUGGAUAUUUAACAGGCUGGGUUUUAUGUAACAGUGAAAAUGCUCAGAAGAGGAGUAUUCCUAAUAAUUCUGCACAGCUAAAUUGCGAUGGUGAAGCAACCAGAAAGUAGAUAAAAAGGUGGAGGGAAAGAUUGCAAAGAAAUGGAUAUUAAACAAGUAUUAAACAAGGAAUAGGACAUUAUGAAUUGUCAUUUAUUAUGUAUACUUAUAGUGUGGGGACAAAAAAAACUAUCUUAACCAUUCAAUAUAUAUAUAUAUUUAUUUAUGACUAUACUGGUAGGACUUUGUGAUCUGGUGGUCAGUCAUUGUUUUUGAUGAACAUUCUUGCUUGCCUUUGGAAGCGAUUUCAUACUUUCUACUGCUUAAAAUAUGCUACGUGCCUUAAAAUAUGCUACCUGCUUUUUUAGACUUGUGAUUACAUUUUGCAUGUAUAAACUGAGCUGAUUUGAAUUAAGUCUCUCUUUUUAGCUUAUAUGAGGUGAGGUUCCUGCGGUGAGUAGACUGUUCAAAUGAUACAACUUAUUAAGUGUAAUGCUGGCUGCCCUUUUCCCAAAUACUGUAUAGACAGAUAUGUACUAAUCACUUACAAUCAUGUAAUUAUUUUGCACUAUGGCCUAUUUAUUGCCUUACCUCCAUAAUUUACUACAUUUGCACACACUGUAUAUAUAUGUUCUAUUGUGUUAUUGACUGUACGUUUUGUUUAUCCCAUAUGUAACUCUGUGUUGUUGUUUUUAUCGCACUGCUUUGCUUUAUCUUGGCCAAGUCGCAGUUGUAAAUGAGAACUUGUUCUCAACUGUCUUACCUGGUUAAAUAAAGGUGAAUAAAAUUUUUUUUUUAAAAAUAGUGGCGCAGUGGUCUAAGUGGUCUAAGGCACUGCAUCGCAGUGCUAGCUGUGCCACUAGAGAUCCUGGUUCGAAUCCAGGCUCUGUCGUAGCUGGCCGCGACCGGGAGACCCAUGGGGCGGCGCACAAUUGGCCCAGCGUCGUCCAGGGUAGGGGAGGGAAUGGCCGGCAGGGAUGUAGCUCAGUUGGUAGAGCAUGGCAUUUGCAACGCCGGGGUUGUGGGUUCAAUUCCAGUAUGAAAAAAUUAAUAAAAAUGUAUGCACUCACUAACUGUAAGUCGUUCUGGAUAAGAGCGUCUGCUAAAUAACUAAAAUGUCAAAUGUAAUGUAUAAGUCAGACAUCUUCCUGUUCUCAAUAUUCAGGAAGAAUUAUACUGUCAUCCUCUAAAAAUAUUUAGGAAAAUGUAAUCGGUAUGAUGUACUCUUCUCUGUCCUAUUCACUAUUCUCUAAGUCAAUCAUAGAAGUCUCAUGUCCAAACUACAUUGCUUUUGUUUGUCUGAUUACAUGACUACAUUUCAACUGCCUUUGGUUACAAGACUGAAGUCCUUUGACUUUUGAUGUGUUUAUAUCCAUGACAGUUUUUGGUAUACUUAUCUGUUGCCGGGUGUAUUUUAAAUUGUCAAAUAAAAUAAAAUCACACUAAAUCUUGACCUUCUGAUUCACACGUGAAUGCAAGUGUUCCGUUGGAGGUGGCUCAACUGGUUGAGACUUACAUAGAUGGCUUGCUACCUGGCUGCUACUCACAACAAGACUCAGGGCAAUUGUCCUGAAGUGGUUUACCCUGACAUUGAUUUACAUGUAACUCAUAUCAAUAAAGAAGUGAUCAGAAGAAAACUGUAAUUAACAAUACUAUAGAUGCAACCAUUCAUACUGUUCAAUGACUUCAGACUAUAGCAAUCAAGUGUUUCCUCAAUUCUCACAUUAUCCAUUCCAGAUAUAUGGCUUAUAAUUUCUCUACUUAGAAAAAUGUAAUUAAAAAUAUACCAGUAUAUACACAAAUACAUUCAUAUUUACAUUACAAGGAAGGGAGUUUAUCAGUUACUUUCAUGUGAUUCUUGUACCAUGUGAAGGUACUUUGACAGGAGAAAGGUAGAUGUAAUAUAUAAAUUACAUGGUAUAAUAAAGUCAGUUGAAUUUAAAUGACCUCAAAAUGAGUUUCUUCAAAUGUGACUAAAUCCAUAACAUAUGAAUUGGCAAAAGGAAAACAACAAUUUUUAGACCACUACAAGAGCAUUUUACCAUAAGAUCCUUUGUCAUGUAGAAAAACAUUCCCAAUAACAUCUAUUUACAUUUACAGUUAUGAUGCUGAAAGUGAAAGUCACAGGGUGAUUGAGUUUCUACAGAGAAAAGUUGUCCACAAAAGUAAGACAUGUGUUUUCAUCCCUUUCCACCUCUGCAGGUGUAUCACUCUCCUUUGGGACAUCAGAUUUGUUUGUUUCUUUUUUGUCUUCUCUCUUUUCUUUGCUCUUGCUCCUGUCCCGGCGGUCUCGGUCUUUGUCCCUUUCUCUAUCUCGGUCCCUGUUUCGGUCCCGGUCUCUGCUCCAGGACCUGUCCCUUCUCCUGUCUCUGUCAUGAUCCCGCUGCCUACUACAGUAUUUGUAGGCCUACUGAUAACUUAGGACUAAGGUUAACUCUUGUAUCAUGUUCACCUCUCUUUAAUGUCUCUGCAGUCCAUGUCAACAGAAUGAUGUAUGGGAAACAUCACCAGGCUGUGUUACCAUUACAUACUUAUAGUGGGAGAAGGCGGCUGGAUGUGUAUCCCGGUGAAAGUGUGGACUAACUCAAAUUAUUUUGAAUAUACUGCCAUAAUGACAUUUUUUCACUUUUCUGUCGCAAAGUAGCUUAGGCCUAUAGAUGGUGCUGAUGUUCAACACAGAGCAAUAAUUAUGUAGGUGGUAGGCCUACAAUAUGGCCCAUCAAAGGCAUUCAUUUUUUUUCUGAAAAGGUUAGGCCUAUAAUUUAAGUGAGGGGAAACAGGAGAAAACCAAAUCAAGUCUGGUAAAAUAGUUCCAACUGUUAGGUAUGUUUCACUUUACAAAUAGCUAGGCUUACAUGACUCCAGUGAGUCAUUUGACCAAACCCAUAUCAACAAAAAAGUGUAAUGGGUUCGCACUCAAAAAGAUGACUGUACGUCGCUUUGGAUAAAAGCGUCUGCUAAAUGGCAUAUUAUAUUUAAGCUGACUUCAUUAUUCUAUUUUUGUAAAUGAUUUUCACUGUAUCAAGGAUAGCGUACCAAACCCAUAUCACUCGGCAGUAAACUGGAUUGGCUGGUACCAAACCCAUAUCACUCAGCAGUAAACUGGAUUGGCUGGUGUUUAUGACUUCUCGUAAACGUUGGUGGAGGCACAUGACGUAGAAAAAAACGAAAGUGAAACUGUACAGACGUUCUCCGAAUCCGAAUGCAAGAUAUCGUGGUGGCUCUCGUGGUUUGGUCAAUCAUAAACUAAUCUUUGUUAACCUUUAGAACAUUUUCAAUAGGCUACAAAGUCAAUAGGCUACAGAGUACAUUAUCUUGUUAUUAGGGCAAGGGCGCGGCAGAGUUAGUGGGCGUCCAAUGAUAAUAGGAAGAGAGCUGGCCCGAGCAGUAAGUAGUAAAAUGUUUUGCUAAAUUGAGACAACAACUUUUUAGGAUGCUUCGCAGGAUUGAACGGUUGUGGCCAUUUUUCCUGGUUCCAGUUCUCUCCUACUUACCCUGGAGAUUGGUUCAUGGGAAAUUGUUUCGCUUGGCUUUUGGAACGCACAGGGAAAUGUAUCAUGCCAAGUGAUCGUGACAGUCCAGAAUCCCUUCCCAGUGAAGGAGUGAGGAGUCCAGAAUCACUUCCCAGUGAAGGAGUGGGGAGUCCAGAAUCCCUUCCCAUUCAAGAAGUGGAGAGUCCAGAACCCCUUCCCAGUGAAGGAGUGGGGAGUCCAGAAUCCCGUCCCAGUGAAGAAGUGGAGAGUCCAGAAUCCCUUCCCAGUGGAGCAUUGGGGAGUCCAGAAUCCCUUUUUAGUGAAGAAGUGGAGAGUCCAGAAUCCCUUCCCAUUCAAGAAGUGGAGAGUCCAGAACCCCUUCCCAGUGAAGGAGUGGGGAGUCCAGAAUCCCGUCCCAGUGAAGAAGUGGAGAGUCCAGAAUCCCUUCCCAGUGGAGCAUUGGGGAGUCCAGAAUCCCUUUUUAGUGAAGAAGUGGAGAGUCCAGAAUCCCUUCCCAUUCAAGAAGUGGAGAGUCCAGAACCCCUUCCCAGUGAAGGAGUGGAGAGUCCAGAAUCCCUUCCCAGUGGAGGAGUAGGGAAUCCCGAAUCCCUUCCCAGUGGAAAAGUGAAGAGGCCAGAAUCCGAUGAGUACUACUGCGAGUACGACUCGACAUGGGAGGAUCCUCCAAGCAAAGAAACCAGUCGUCAAAGGCCCCAACAUGUACGUACACAGGCUCCUGGGCCCUGAUUAUGUUUGUUUUGUUGUGGACUCUCAGCAGAUGAGUUUUAGAAUACUGUAGCCCAGGGGUAUUCAACUCUUCCCCUACGAGGUCCGGAGCCUGCUGGAUUUCUGUUCUACCUGAUAAUUAAUUGCAGCCACCUGGUGUCCCAGGUCUUAAGUCAGUCCCUGAUUAGAAGCGAACAAUGGAAAAAACGCAGUGGAACUGGCUUCGAGGUCCAGAGUUGAGGGCUGUAGCCUAUCAUUAAAAGUCUCCUAUUGGCACCAUAAAAUACAGAUGAGAUAUUUAAUUUUCCAAAGCAACAUUUACAUUUAACAUAUUUUUUCCAAUGUAGACCUAGAAUAAUGUUAAUAACUCAUCCUUUAGAAUUUUCAGACAAAAAUCGUAUAAAAUGCUUUUCUCAAUGGCUUAUACAUGUGCUCUGUCAUAUGCCCAAAUCUUCAGAUAAUUUUCAGACCUCAGCAGAUUAUGAAUCACUACUGUUCUUUGUACCUCAUUUUCACUGUUGUAUUUCAUCAGGUGUGGGUACACCAGGACACCGGUUGGUCGCAAAAAGUAAGUGUUAUGUUCUGAUACAUUGAGAAACAGGGUUUUGGGACAACAUUUAUAAAUAUUUAUUUAACCAUUAUUGCAUUUGUACAACAUUGCAUCUCAUAUUGCUCACCAUUCAAAGCUCCGCCAAGGGGUUAGGAAUACUGAUGUAUUAUGUCUGUCUAUGUGAAGAUCUCCAUCUUUAACUUGAAAAUACAUCAAAUGGGUAUUACUGAUAAAGUCUGCUAUAGGCCUAUGUCAGUAGCCAAGUAGAAUGAUUGCAGGCCUAUGCAGCUAGUGACGUUUUACUUCCAAGUUUUUGUUUGACUUUACAUAUGAGCUCAGACAUGUGGGCCUAUCAGUAUUGUUUAGGUCAGGUGUUUCCAUAACUGCCAUUUUGUGAACUCAUGGAGUGAAUGUGUUUUUAGUCACACAGGUUUAACAGAUUCAGAAGUGCAGCAAGGGAUAUGCAAAAGUACAGGCGUGAUUAUCCAGUAAGUCAAUAUUCUCUUCACACAAUAUUACACAAUUGAUGCUAUUUCAUAUAAAUCCACCUCAUAAUGAUGGUGUGCCACAGGCUACAUUAUCAAUCCUAAUGCAGUUCUACUGCUGCUGACUAUUAAUCAUAGACUCUUAGGAAACAAGGUUGCUGAGUAGAACCAUAUAGGAUUCUUCGGUUUGUCCCCAUAGGCAGGGGUGUCGUGCAAUUUUCUUCAAUCAAAGUUUGUACCUACAGCCUAUUGAAUAGCCUAUCAUUAUAGAACAGAGCUCUCUAACCCUGUUCCUGGAGAGCCACCCUCCUGUAGGUUUUUCACUCCAACCCCAGUUAUAACUAACCUGAUUAAUCUUAUAAACCAGCUAAUUAUUAGAAUCAGGUGCGUUAGAUUAGGAUUGGAAUGACCAAUUAGUGAACAUAAAUCAUUACUACGUGGAAUUGCAGGAAAUGUAUUUUAAAACAGCCAUAAAAUCAAGCUUUUGGUGUGGUGUAUUGAUGCAUCUCUAUAAACAAUAACCUACAUGCAUUAUUACCUCCAACUUGGCCCAAUUCACAUUUCCAAUUUCCCACCCUGAUAUCCCAAGCUAGAAUGGGCACUGCGUCUCAAUAGCCAAUAGAGGCUAAAUAUCCGAAGCAGGGCUACAGAAACGUCAAGAGUGGGUCAGGCUCCUUGGGCUUUGCGGUGGCCACUCUGGUUUGGGUGUCCUUGGCAGAACGGUGUCACCGUAACCAAGUGGUCACAUAUCGUUCUGUGUUCCACUGUGCAAAAGGGGUCCGUGGAGUUUUAUGAACAUCAAGGCAGACACAGGGUGAAUUUAGAUUUUUUUUCGACGUUCUGAUUGGCUAAAGUGGUCAAGCGUCCGACGGGCCUCCGCAGUGCACACACGUAGCCUAUAGUUCUUCAUCAUUCUCGCCACUGCCAGAGAGAAGACAGGGAAUACACCACCAUUUACCUCAAGGCUGCUAUACAUAUUUAUUUGGUUUAUCAUUCUAUCGUUUCUUAAUGGAAUUUUUGUGGUAAUUAAAUCAAAUUUAUUUAGAUUUUAUCUGAAUUUAUUUUCCAAAAUAGUUUUACCAGCGCCUAGUAUUCUUAAAUUGAAAAAGGUGAGGGAACGCCGCUCCUCCACUCUCUGGCAGUACUACACCCCUGCCCAUAGGGGAACCCUUUUUGGUGCUAGGUAGAACCCUUUGCAGAGGGUUCUACCUAGAACCCUCUAUGUAGGGUUCUUCAUAGAACCCUCUGUAAAUGGUUGUACCUAGAACUCUCUAUGAAGGGUUAUUCCUAGAACCUUCUAUAAAUAGUGCUAACAAAAACCCUUUUAUCAUCUCAAGGUUAUUCCUAGAACCUUCUAUGAACGGUUCAUCCAGCCUUAUCAGGCUUUACAAUUAAACUUUUUAUGACAAUCAAUACAUUACAUGUAUCACAAGGCCUUUCUUUGAGGGCGGUGUUAGGAAACUCCUGGUUUACAGACCACAUCAGGCCUGCAAGUCACAUCAUGCUGGCUUGCAAAGUGAUAUGUAAUUGAUAUGUAAUUGAGAAAAUCCAACAAUUUGAACUUUUAAUCACCCGCAACCUGCUUUCAGAAUGAUUGCCAGGGUAGGGAAGAUUGAUAGGUGAGACUACUUAAAUCAUCUAAACUUGAACAACCAUCUCAGUAACGGGUACAAUACAGUGCCUUCAGAAAGUAUUCAAACCCCUUUACUUUUUCAACAUUUUGUUGUGUUACAGCCUAAAUUUAAAAUUUAUUAAAUUUAGAUUUUUUGGUCACUGGCAUACACACAAUACCCCAUAAUGUCAAAGUGGAAUUAUGUUUAAAACGUUUUUUUAAACAAAUUAAUUAAAAAUGAAAAGCUGAAAUGUUUUGAGUCAAUACAUUUUGUUAUUUUUACAUUUUAGUCAUUUAGCUGACGCUCUUAUCCAGAGCGACUUACAGUUAGUGCAUAUAUUUUUUCAUACUGGCCCCCCGUUAUGGCAAGCCUAAAUAAGUUCAGGAGUACAAAUGUGCUUAACAAGUCACAUAAUAAGUUGCAUGGACUCUUUGUGCAAUAAUAGUGUUUAACAUGAUUUUGAAUGACUACCUUAUCUCUGUACCCCACACAUGCAAUUAUCUGUAAGGUCCCUCAGUCGAGCAGUGAAUUUCAAACAUAGAUUCAACCACAAAGACCAGGGAGGUUUUCCAACACCUCACAAAGAAGGGCACCUAUUGGUAGAUGGGUAAAAUAAUAUCCCUUUGAGCAUGGUGAAGUUAUUAAUUACACUUUGGAUGGUGUAUCAAUCAACCCAGUCACUACAAAGAUACAGGUGUCCUUCCUAACUCAGUUGCCGGAGAGGACGCACACCACUCAGGGAUUUCACUAUGAGGCCAAUGGUGACUUUUAAACAGUUACAGAGUUUAAUGGCUCUGAUAGGAGAAAUCUGAGGAUGGAUCAACAACCUUUUAGUUACUCCACAAUACUAACCUAAUUGCCAGAACCCUUCUUGCCUUCCAAGGAACCAUCAAAUAACCCUUUGCCUUACAAAGAACCCUCGUCUUCCAAAAAGGUUUUUAGAUGAAAACAGUUCUUGGUAGAACACUAUCCCUCUGCAAAUAACCCUUUUAGAACCCUAAGAGUGUAGUCGGUAGCUUGUACAGUAAAUAGCACUUGGUUCUUGUUUCCACAGGAGCAUAGAACACACUUGUACUUUGGCGGGCAACAACAAGUAAAUAAGUUAUCAUUCCUUUAUGUAAUAAAUAGAAAAACUGAAUGAUUUAAGUAAUAAUUUCACUGUCCAAUUCCUCUAUAAUUAUUGUACUGUUUUGAUACAGCUCUCUGAGAAAUAUCCUCAUUUCUGAAUUUGCAUUGCUUUUUCCCCCUCAGGAUGAUAUGCCUAAUUUACAAUUCUACCGUGGACAAAUACCCUCCUCCCCUGAUGGUAAUCUAUUUACUGUUUCUUUGAGUGCAGUUUAGAUUUGACAAGACUUUGACAUUUGUAAAUGUAACCUUUGCUCUGAUUAGGUGUCUUCAUUGAGGACUUUCACUAUAAAUGGAAAAGGCAAUAUUCACAACUGGAAAGAGUUCACUCAUACAUCCAAUGGUUAGUUUCCUUUACAUAUGUACAUGGGCUUUUAAUUAUUUUUAUUUGGAAUAUUAAUUGUUAUAAUACAAUUCUUUAAAAUGUGUGUGUGUGUGUGUGUGUGUGUGUGUGUGUGUGUGUGUGUGUGUGUGUGUGUGUGUGUGUGUAUACAGUUGAAGUCGGAAGUUUACAUACACUUAGGUUGGAGUCAUUAAAACUCGUUUUUCAACCACUCUACAAAUUUCUUGUUAACAAACUAUAGGUUUGGCAAGUCGGUUAGGACAUCUACUUUGUGCAUGACACAAGUAAUUUUUCCAACAAUUGUUUACAGACAGAUUAUUUCACUUAUAAUUCACUGUAUCACAAUUCCAGUGGGUCAGAAGUUUACAUACACUAAGUUGACUGUGCCUUUAAACAGCUUGGAAAAUUCCACAAAAUGAUGUAAUGGCUUUAGAAGCUUCUGAUAGGCUAAUAGACAUCAUUUGAGUCAAUUGGAGGUGUACCUGUGGAUGUAUUUCAAGGCCUACCUUCAAACAGUGCCUCUUUGCUUGACAUCAUGGGAAAAUCAAAAGAAAUCAGCCAAGACCACAGAAAAAAAAUUGUAGACCUCCACAAGUCUGGUUCAUCCUUGGGAGCAAUUUCAAAAUGCCUGAAUGUACCACAUUCAUCUGUACAAACAAUAGUACACAAGUAUAAACACCAUGGGACCACGCAGCCGUCAUACUGCUCAGGAAGGAGACGCGUUCUGUCUCCUAGAGAUGAACGUACUUUGGUGCAAAAAGUGCAAAUCAAUCCCAGAACAACAGCAAAGGACCUUGUGAAGUUGCUGGAGGAAAUGGGUACAAAAGUAUCUAUAUCCACAGUAAAACGAGUCCUAUAUCGACAUAACCUGAAAGGCCGCUCAGCAAGGAAGAACCACUGCUCCAAAACCGCCAUAAAAAAGCCAGACUACGGUUUGCAACUGCACAUGGGGACAAAGAUUAUACUUUUUGAAGAAAUGUCCUCUGGUUUGAUGAAACAAAAAUAGAACUCUUUGGCCAUAAUGACCAUUGUUAUGUUUGGAGGAAAAAGGGGGGCGGCUUGCAAGCCGAAGAACACCAUCCCAACCAUCCCAACGGGGUUGCAGCAUCAUGCUGUGGGGGUGCUUUGCUGCAGGAGGGACUGGUGCACAAAAUUAAUGGCAUCAUGAGGAAGGAAAAUUAUGUGGAAUAUAUUGAAGCAACAUCUCAAGACAUCAGUCAGGAAGUUAAAGCUUGGUCGCAAAUGGGUCUUCCAAAUGGACAAUGACCCCAAGCAUACUUCCAAAAUUGUGGCAAAAUGGCUUAAGGACAACAAAGUCAAGGUAUUGGAGUGGCCAUCACAAAGCCCUGACCUCAAUCCUAUAGAAAAUGUGUGGGCAGAACUGAACAAGUGUGUGCGAGCAAGGAGGCCUAUAAACCUGACUCAGUUACACCAGCUCUGUCAGGAGGAAUGGGCCAAAAUUCACCCAAUUUAUUGUGGGAAGCUUGUGGGAGGCUACCCGAAACGUUUGACCCAAGUUAAACAAUUUAAAGGCAAUGCUACCAAAUACUAAUUGAGUGUAUGUAAACUUCUGACCCACUGGGAAUGUGAUGAAAUAAAUAAAAGCUGAAAUAAAUCAUUCUCUCUACUAUUAUUCUGACAUUUCACAUUCUUAAAAUAAAGUGGUGAUCCUAACUGACCUAAGACAGGGAUUUUAUUCUAGGAUUAAAUGUCAGGAAUUGUGAAAAACUGAGUUUAAAUGUAUUUGGCUAAGGUGUAUGUAAACUUCCGACUUCAACUGUGUAUGUAUAUAUAUAUAUAUAUAUAUAUAUAUAUAUAUAUAUAUAUAUAUAUAUAUAUACAGUGGGGGAAAAAAAGUAUUUAGUCAGCCACCAAUUGUGCAAGUUCUCCCACUUAAAAAGAUGAGAGAGGCCUGUAAUUUUCAUCAUAGGUACAUGUCAACUAUGACAGACAAAUUGAGAUUUUUUUUCUCCAGAAAAUCACAUUGUAGGAUUUUUAAUGAAUUUAUUUGCAAAUUAUGGUGGAAAAUAAGUAUUUGGUCACCUACAAACAAGCAAGAUUUCUGGCUCUCACAGACCUGUAACUUCUUCUUUAAGAGGCUCCUCUGUCCUCCACUCGUUACCUGUAUUAAUGGCACCUGUUUGAACUUGUUAUCAGUAUAAAAGACACCUGUCCACAACCUCAAACAGUCACACUCCAAACUCCACUAUGGCCAAGACCAAAGAGCUGUCAAAGGACACCAGAAACAAAAUUGUAGACCUGCACCAGGAUGGGAAGACUGAAUCUGCAAUAGGUAAGCAGCUUGGUUUGAAGAAAUCAACUGUGGGAGCAAUUAUUAGGAAAUGGAAGACAUACAAGACCACUGAUAAUCUCCCUCGAUCUGGGGCUCCACGCAAGAUCUCACCCCGUGGGGUCAAAAUGAUCACAAGAACGGUGAGCAAAAAUCCCAGAACUAGUGAAUGACCUGCAGAGAGCUGGGACCAAAGUAACAAAGCCUACCAUCAGUAACACACUACGCCGCCAGGAACUCAAAUCCUGCAGUGCCAGACGUGUCCCCCUGCUUAAGCCAGUACAUGUCCAGGCCCGUCUGAAGUUUCCUAGAGUGCAUUUGGAUGAUCCAGAAGAGGAUUGGGAGAAUGUCAUAUGGUCAGAUGAAACCAAAAUAGAACUUUUUGUUAAAACUCAACUUGUCGUGUUUGGAGGACAAAGAAUGCUGAGUUGCAUCCAAAGAACACCAUACCUACUGUGAAGCAUGGGGGUGGAAACAUCAUGCUUUGGGGCUGUUUUUCUGCAAAGUGACCAGGACGACUGAUCCGUGUAAAGGAAAGAAUGAAUGGGGCCAUGUAUGGUGAGAUUUUGAGUGAAAACCUCCUUCCAUCAGCAAGGGCAUUGAAGAUGAAACGUGGCUGGGUCUUUCAGCAUGACAAUGAUCCCAAACACACCGCCCGGGCAACGAAGGAGUGGCUUCGUAAGAAGCAUUUCAAGGUCCUGGAGUGGCCUAGCCAGUCUCCAGAUCUCAACCCCAUAGAAAAUCUUUGGAGGGAGUUGAAAGUCCAUGUUGCCCAGCGACAGCCCCAAAACAUCACUGCUCUAGAGGAGAUCUGCAUGGAGGAAUGGGCCAAAAUACCAGCAACAGUGUGUGAAAACCUUGUGAAGACUUACAGAAAACGUUUGACCUGUGUCAUUGCCAACAAAGGGUAUAUAACAAAGUAUUGAGAAACUUUUGUUAUUGACCAAAUACUUAUUUUCCACCAUAAUUUGCAAAUAAAUUCAUUAAAAAUCCUACAAUGUGAUUUUCUGGAUUUUUUUUUCUUCUCAUUUUGUCUGUCAUAGUUGACGUGUACCUAUGAUGAAAAUUACAGGCCUCUCUCAUCUUUUUAAGUGGGAGAACAUGCACAAUUGGUGGCUGACUAAAUACUUUUUUCCCCCACUGUAUAUAUAUACAGUGAGGGAAAAAAGUAUUUGAUCCCCUGCUGAUUUUGUACAUUUGCCCACUGACAAAGACAUGAUCAGUCUAUAAUUUGAAUGGUAGGUUUAUUUGAACAGUGAGAGACAGAAUAACAACAAAAAUAUCCAAAAAAACGCAUGUCAAAAAUGUUAUAAAUUGAUUAGCAUUUUAAGGAGGGAAUUAAGUAUUUGACCCCUCUGCAAAACAUGACUUAGUACUUGGUGGCAAAACCCUUGUUGGCAAUCACAGAGGUCAGACGUUUCUUGUAGUUGGCCACCAGGUUUGCACACAUCUCAGGAGGGAUUUUGUUCCACUCCUAUUUGCAGAUCUUCUCCAAGUCAUUAAGGUUUCGAGGCUGACGUUUGGCAACUCGAACCUUCAGCUCCCUCCACAGAUUUUCUAUGGGAUUAAGGUCUGUAGACUGGCUAGGCCACUCCAGGACCUUAAUGUGCUUCUUCUUGAGCCACUCCUUUGUUGCCUUGGCCGUGUGUUUUGGGUCAUUGUCAUGCUGGAAUACCCAUCCACGACCCAUUUUCAAUGCCCUGGCUGAGGGAAGGAGGUUCUCACCCAAGAUUUGACGGUACAUUGCCCCGUCCAUCGUCCCUUUGAUGCGGUGAAGUUGUCCUGUCCCCUUAGCAGAAAAACACCCCCAAAGCAUAAUGUUUCCACCUCCAUGUUUGACGGUGGGGAUGGUGUUCUUGGGUCAUAGGCAGCAUUCCUCCUCCUCCAAACACGGCGAGUUGAGUUGAUGCCAAAGAGCUCGAUUUUGGUCUCAUCUGACCACAACACUUUCACCCAGUUCUCCUCUGAAUCAUUCAAAUGUUAAUUGGCAAACUUCAGACGGCCCUGUUUAUGUGCUUUCUUGAGCAGAGGGACCUUGCGUGCGCUGCAGUAUUUCAGUCCUUCACGGUGUAGUGUGUUACCAAUUGUUUUCUUGGUGACUAUGGUCCCAGCUGCCUUGAGAUCAUUGACAAGAUCCUCCCGUGUAGUUCUGGGCUGAUUCCUCACCGUUCUCAUGAUCAUUGCAACUCCACGAGGUGAGAUCUUUCAUGAAGCCCCAGGCCGAGGGAGAUUGACAGUUAUUUUGUGUUUCUUCCUUUUGUGAAUAAUCGCACCAACUGUUGUCACCUUCUCACCAAGCUGCUUGGCGAUGGUCUUGUAGCCCAUUCCAGCCUUGUGUAGGUCUACAAUCUUGUCCCUGACAUCCUUGGAGAGCUCUUUGGUCUUGGCCAUGGUGGAGAGUUUGGAAUCUGAUUGAUUGAUUGCUUCUGUGGACAGGUGUCUUUUAUAGAGGUAACAAACUGAGAUUAGGAGCACUCCCUUUAAGAGUGUGCUCCUAAUCUCAGCUCGUUACCUGUAUAAAAGACACCUGGGAGCCAGAAAUCUUUCUGAUUGAGAGGGGGUCAAAUACUUAUUUCCCUCAUUAAAAUGCAAAUCAAUUUAUAACAUUUUUGACAUGCAUUUUUCUGGAUUUUUUUGUUGUUAUUCUGUCUCUCACUGUUCAAAUAAACCUACCAUUAAAAUUAUAGACUGAUCAUUUCUUUGUCAGUGGGCAAAUGUACAAAAUCAGCAGGGGAUCAAAUACUUGUUUCCCUCACUGUGUAUAUAUAUAUAUAUAUGUUGUUGUUUUUUAAACAAACAUUUCAUUUAGGUUGUUCCCUCUUCAAGAACCAGGAAUGAAUUAUCAAGCCAAGGAACUCACCAAAAAGGAAAUUGAGGUACUUCUAGUAGUUUUUUUUUAGCAAGGAAAUGUUCUCUACAUACUGCAUUUACGUACAGAUAACUACGAAAAUAAAGGAAACACUUGCGUAAAUGAGGGAUACAAAGUAUAUUGAAAGCAGGUGCUUUCACAAAGGUGUCCGUCCUGGGUUAAUUAAGCAAUUAACAUCCCAUCAUGCUUAGGAUCAUGUAUAAAAAUGCCCAGUUGCCCAUUAUUUUGGCUACCUUGGCAAGAAGAAGAGAUCUGUGACUUUGAAAGAGGGGUCUGAAAGGAGAAUUGGAGAUUUAAAGUGUGUGUGUGUCAGUCACCAGAUCUCAACCCAAUUUAACUCUUGAGACAGCAUUUUCCACCACCAUCAACAAAACACCAAAUGAUGGAAUUUUUCAUUAAAGAAUGGUGUCGCAUCCCUCCAAUAUAGUUCCAGAUACAUGUAAAAUCUAUGCCAAGGCGCAUUGAAGAUGUUAUGGCGGCUCGUGUUGGCCCAACGCCUAUCAAAUCAAAUCAAAAUCUAAUCAAAUGUUAUUUGUCCCAUGCUUGGUAAACAACAGGUGCAGACUAACAGUGAAAUGCUUACUUACGGGCCCUUCCCAAAAAUGCAGAGACAAGAUGAGAUUAAAAUAAAAUAAAUAAUAGAAAAAUAGUAACACGAGGAAUAAAUAUACAAUGAGUAACAAUAAGUUGGCUAUAUACAGGGGGUACCAGUACCGAGUCGAUGUGCAAGGGUACAAGGAAAUUGAGGUAGAUAUGUACAUAUAGGUAGAGGUAAAGUCACUAGGCAACAGGAAAGAUAAUAAACAGUAGCAACAGCGUAUGUGAUGUGUGUGGAAGUGUGUGUGUGUGUGGCAACAGUAUGCCUGUGUGUACAUGUUAUGUGUGAGUGAGUGUGUGUAUGUGUUGGAGUUUCAGUGUAAGUAUGUGUGAGUGUGUGGGUAGAGUCCAGUGUGUGUGUGUAUAGAGUCAAAAGAGUAGAAGCUGUUCAGGGUCCUGUUGGUUCCAGACUUGGUGCAUCGGUACUGCUUGCCGUGCGGUAGCAGAGAGAACAGUCUAUGACUUGGGUGGCUGGAGUCUAUGACAAUUUUUAGGGCCUUCCUCUGACACCGCCUAGUAUAGAGGUCCUGGAUGGCAGGGAGCUCGGCCCCAGUGAUGUUCUGGGCCAUACGCACUACCCUCUGUAGCGCCUUGUGGUCGGAUGUGAAGCAGUUGCCAUACCAAGCGUUGAUGUAGCCAGUCAAGAUGCUCUCAAUGGUGCAGCUGUAUACCAAAUAUUUUCAGCCUCCUGAGGGGGAAGAGGCGUUGUCGCUCCUUAUUCGCGACUGUGUUGGUGUGCGUGGACCAUGUUAAUUCAUUAGUGAUGUGGACACAGAGGAACUUGAAGAUCUUGACACGCACCACUACAGCCUCGUUGAUGUGGAUGAGGGUGUGCUCGGCCCUCCGUUUCCUGUAGUCCACAAUCAGCUCCUUUGUCUUAAUGAUGUUGAUGGAGAGGUUGUAGUCUUGGCACCACACUGCCAGGUCACUGACCUCCUCCCUAUAGGCUGUCUCAUCGUUGUCAGUGAUCAGGCCUACCACUGACGUGUUGUCAGCUAACUUGAUGAUGGUGUUGGAGUCGUGCGUUGCCACGUAGUCGUGGGUGAACAUGGAGUGCAGAAGGGGACUAAGCACGCACCCCUGAGGGUCCCCCGUGUUGAGGGUCAGUGUGGCGGAUAAGUUGUUGCCUAUCCUCACCACCUGGGGGCGGCCCAUCAGGAAGUCCAGGAUCCAGUUGCAGAGGGGGGUGUUCAGUCCCAGGGUCCUGAGCUUAGUGAUGAGCUUGGAGGGCACUAUGGUGUUGAACGCUGAGCUGUAGUCAAUGAACAGCAUUCUCACAUACAGUGGGGAAAAAAAGUAAUUAGUCAGCCACCAAUUGUGCAAGUUCUCCCACUUAAAAGAUGAGAGAGGCCUGUAAUUUUCAUCAUAGGUACACGUCAACUAUAACAGACAAAUUGAGAAAGAUAAAUCCAGAAAAUCACAUUGUAGGAUUUUUAAUGAAUUUAUUUGCAAAUUAUGGUGGAAAAUAAGUAUUUGGUCACCUACAAACAAGCAAGAUUUCUGGCUCUCACAGACCUGUAACUUCUUCUUUAAGAGGCUCCUCUGUCCUCCACUCGUUACCUGUAUUAAUGGCACCUGUUUGAACUUGUUAUCAAUAUAAAAGACACCUGUCCACAACCUCAAACAGUCACACUCCAAACUCCACUAUGGCCAAGACCAAAGAGCUGUCAAAGGACACCAGAAACAAAAUUGUAGACCUGCACGAGGCUGGGAAGACUGAAUCUGCAAUAGGUAAGCAGCUUGGUUUGAAGAAAUCAACUGUGGGAGCAAUUAUUAGGAAAUGGAAGACAAACAAGACCACUGAUAAUCUCCCUCGAUCUGGGGCUCCACGCAAGAUCUCACCCCGUGGGGUCAAAAUGAUCACAAGAACGGUGAGCAAAAAUCCCAGAACUAGUGAAUGACCUGCAGAGAGCUGGGACCAAAGUAACAAAGCCUACCAUCAGUAACACACUACGCCGCCAGGAACUCAAAUCCUGCAGUGCCAGACGUGUCCCCCUGCUUAAGCCAGUACAUGUCCAGGCCCGUCUGAAGUUUGCUAGAGUGCAUUUGGAUGAUCCAGAAGAGGAUUGGGAGAAUGUCAUAUGGUCAGAUGAAACCAAAAUAGAACUUUUUGGUAAAAACUCAACUUGUCGUGUUUGGAGGACAAAGAAUGCUGAGUUGCAUCCAAAGAACACCAUACCUACUGUGAAGCAUGGGGGUGGAAACAUCAUGCUUUGGGGCUGUUUUUCUGCAAAGGGACCAGGACGACUGAUCCGUGUAAAGGAAAGAAUGAAUGGGGCCAUGUAUCGUGAGAUUUUGAGUGAAAACCUCCUUCCAUCAGCAAGGGCAUUGAAGAUGAAACGUGGCUGGGUCUUUCAGCAUGACAAUGAUCCCAAACACACCGCCCGGGCAACGAAGGAGUGGCUUCGUAAGAAGCAUUUUAAGGUCCUGGAGUGUCCUAGCCAGUCUCCAGAUCUCAACCCCAUAGAAAAUCUUUGGAGGGAGUUGAAAGUCCGUGUUGCCCAGCGACAGCCCCAAAACAUCAUUGCUCUAGAGGAGAUCUGCAUGGAGGAAUGGGCCAAAAUACCAGCAACAGUGUGUGAAAACCUUGUGAAGACUUACAGAAAACGUUUGACCUGUGUCAUUGCCAACAAAGGGUAUAUAACAAAGUUUUGAGAAACUUUUGUUAUUGACCAAAUACUUAUUUUCCACCAUAAUUUGCAAAUAAAUUCAUUAAAAAUCCUACAAUGUGAUUUUCUGGAUUUCUUUUUCUCAUUUUGUCUGUCAUAGUUGACGUGUACCUAUGAUGAAAAUUACAGGCCUCUCUCAUCUUUUUAAGUGGGAGAACUUGCACAAUUGGUGGCUGACUAAAUACUUUUUCCCCCACUGUAGGUGUUCCUCUUGUCCACGUGGGAGAGGGCAGUGUGGAGUGCAAUAGAGAUUGCGUAAUCUGUUGGGGCGGUAUGCGAAUUGGAGUGGGUCCAAGGUGUCUGGAAUGAUGGUGUUGAUGUGAGCCAUGACCAGUCUUUCAAAGCAUUUCAUGGCUACAGAUGUAAUAAUGUGGUCCUCUGUAGCUCAGCUGGUAGAGCACGGCGCUUGUAACGCCAAGGUAGUGGGUUCGAACCCCGAGACCACCCAUACACAAAAGAUUUAUGCACGCAUGACUGUAAGUCGCUUUGGAUAAAAGCGUCUGCUAAAUGGCAUAUUAUAUUAUUAUUUAUAAUAAUAAUAUGCCAUUUAACAGACGCUUUUAUCCAAAGCGACUUACAGUCAUGUGCGCAUACAUUUUUACAUAUGGGUGGUCCCGGGGAUCGAACCCACUACCCUGGCGUUACAAGCACCAUGCUCUACCAAUUGAGCUACAGAGGACCACACUACGGGGCGAUAGUCAUAUAGACAGGUUACCUUGGUGUCCUUGGGCACAGGGACUAUGGUGGUCUGCUUGAAACAUAGUUUUUUGGGUACUAAUUUUGGGUAGAGCAGACAUUUCCAUUUAUUUUUGUUAUUUGAAUGUGUGACAUAUUUAUGAUAUAAUUUACAAAGAUUAUACCGUUUUUAUCAAUCAGUAUAUUUGAGUUUAACCAUAAUAUUUGUUGUAAUAUUUGUUCUGUCUUUUCUGGUUGAUUAAACUGAAAUUCCAUCCAACUUUCUAUGGCUUGUUUUAAGAAGAGCGAUAUUUUGGAGAUUAUUACAUUUUCAAAUAGCCGAAAGUGAGAGGUUAUAAUCUGAAUAAAGGUAAAAAGGCCAUUCUUGAACAUGGGGUGAGACAUUCUUAAUAAUCUGCUAGAGAACCAGUUCGGAUUUAAGUAUAACUUUUGUAUGACUGAUGCCUUUAGUGAGAGGUCUAAUGGUUUAAUAUUUAAUCAUUUCUGCCAUCCGAAUUCAUAUUUAUUAUAUAAAUAAGCCCGUUUAAUUUUGGCUUGUUCAGUGUUGCUUGCCUCAAAGCGAGCAUAGAAGGCAUUUAGCUCGUCUGGUAGGCUCAUUUCACUGGGAAGUUUGGCUGGGUUUCCGUUUGUAAUCUGUGAUAGUUUGCAAGCCCUGCCACAUCCGACGAGCAUCAGAGCCGGCGUAGUACGAUUCGAUCUUAGUCCUGUGUUGGCGCUUUGCAUGUUUGAUGGCUCGUUGGAGGUCGUAGCGGGAUUUCUUAUAAACGCCCGGAUUAGUGUCCCCCUCCUUGAAAGUGGCAGCUCUAGCCUUUAGUUCAGUGCGGAUGUUGCCUGUAAUCCAUGGCUUCUGGUUGGGGUCUGUACAUAAGGUCACUGUGCACUUAUUAAUGAAGCCGGUGACUGAUGUGGUAAACUCCUCAAUGUUAUUGGAUGAAUCCCGGAAUAUAUUCCAGUCUGUGCUAGCGAAACAGUCCUGUAGCUUAGCAACCACUUCAUCGGACCACUUCUGUAUUGAGCGUGUCACAGAUACUUCCUGUUUGAGUUUUUGCAUGUAAGCAGGAAGCAGGAGGAUAUAGUUAUGGUCUGAUUUGACAAAGGGAGAGCGAGGGAGAGCCUUGUAUGCGAUUUUGUGUGUGGAGUAAAGGUGAUCUAGAGUUUUGUCGCUUCUAGUUGCAAUGUGACAUGUUGGUAAAAAUGAGGUAAAAUGGAUAUCAAUUUCCCUACAUUAAAAUCAUUGGCCACGAGAAGCGCCACCUCUGGAUGUGCAUUUUCUGGUUUGCUUAUGGCCCUAUACAGUUCAUUGAGUGCGGUCUUAGUGCCAGCAUCGGUUUGUGGUGGUAAAUAGACAGCUACGAAAAAUAGUAUGGUCUGCAUUUUAUCAUGAGGUAUUGUAACCCAGGCAAGCAAAAACUCUAGACUUCCUUAACAUUAGAGAUCGCACACCAGCUGCUGUUGGCAAAGAGACACACCCCUCCUCCCUUCGUCUUACCUGAGGCUGCCGUCCAGUCUUGACGAUGCAUAGAAAAACCAGCGAGAUGUAUAUUAUCCAUGUCCCCCAUUCAGCCACAACUCUGAGAAACAUAGAACAUUACAGUUUUUCAGGUCCCGUUGAUAGGAUAGUCUCGAAUGGAGCUCGUCCAGUUUGUUCAUUAGUGACUGUACAUUCACCAAUAGAACUGAGGGUACAGGUGGUUUAUUAGCUUGCCGACAUAAUCUCGUCAAGGUGUCUCUUCGCCUGCCUCUCUUGCGCCGUUGCUUCCUCUUUCGAGUCCCAGAGAUUAGGGCCUGUUCCAGAGGAAGCAGAACAUCCAGAGCUGCCGACUCGCUGAAGUAGAAAUGGUCAUCCAAAUCAAGGUUAGUGAUCGCUGUUCUGAUGUCCAGAAGCUGUUUUCAGUCAUAGGAAAUGAUGGCAGAGACACUUUGUACCAGACAAACUAUGUUGGUGUUUCCUUUAUUUUAGCAGUUACCUGUAUGUCAUCUAUUGACUGGUGGGCUUAGAAAUUAAUGAAAAUACAAUUUGUUCAUAAUUGUUCUGAAUGACAAUCUGCUUCUUCCUCAGGCUUUCCUUGAAGAUGAAACUGCGAAGAAGAGGCUGGUCAAGUCGUACAAGCUCAUGCUGGACUUCUACGGCAUACAGAUGUCAAAUGAAACAACAGGGGAAGUGCGACGUGCAAAUAACUGGCGUGACAGAUUUGACAACCUGGACAGGUUAGCAAUUUCUUCAUUGGGUCAUUUAACUAUUAUUUAUUUUAUAGUGAUUGCAAUACAUAAUAGCUAAAAUUUCAGUUUUCAAAUUAACCUUCUGAGAAUAACAGUACCUUUGUAUUUUUGUUGGUCUUGUGAUUUUUCUAUGGUAGACAUACACACAACAACCUGCGCAUCACCCGCAUCCUGAAGUGCCUGGGCACUCUGGGGUUCCACCACUACCAGGCCCCACUGGUCCGCUUCUUCCUGGAGGAAACUCUUGUUAAAGGCCAGCUGUACAAUGUGAAGGAGAGCGUGCUCAACUACUUCAUCUUCGCUGUCAUUGAUAAGCAAGAGCGCAGGGAUCUAGUUGAGUAUGCCUACAAGCACUAUGAGCCCAAACAUGAGUUUGUAUGGUGCCCUAAGAAGAUCCAGAUGACUUUCUCAAAUGGAGAAGAAUUAUCAGAUAAUAGGCAACCAAUGGCAGGCCAUUACCAGCAUGGUAACUACUUAGAUGACAGAGAUGUCAGUGACGACCUAUCUGUUCCUCACAAUGCUAUUGUUAGCACAACUGUUUCCAUUAGGCCAGAAGGCAAGAACAAUUCAGUGAAAGAGCAAUCUCCUCAAGACUUAUCCCAGAGCCUGGAGAAGACCACUGAGGUUCCAGCCAUAGAGCCAUGUCCUAAAGACCCAUCCCAGAGCCAGGUUCAGACCACUGAGGGUCCAGCCAUAGAGCCAUGUCCUAAAGACCCAUCCCAGAGCCAGGUUCAGACCACUGAGGGUCCAGCCAUAGAGCCAUGUCCUAAAGACCCAUCCCAGAGCCAGGUUCAGACCACUGAGGGUCCAGCCAUAGAGCCAUGUCCUAAAGACCCAUCCCAGAGCCAGGUUCAGAUCACUGAGGGUCCAGCCAUAGAGCCAUGUCCUAAAGACCCAUCCCAGAGCCAGGUUCAGACCACUGAGGGUCCAGCCAUAGAGCCAUCUCCUCAUAAGGUAUCCCUGAGCCAG